AUGUUGAGCCCGCGACGCUUACACCUGGCUCUCUGCGCGCUACUGCUGCUAGCCUUUCUGAAAUCUGCCCGAUCACAAGUCGUUGCCGGUGCUGCUACAACAACAACGGUCGGUGUGGCCGCAACUACAUCAACUACAAACACGUUGGCUACAGAUACAACUACCUCGACUGCUGCUGGAGCAAACACUGAAACUUCAUCAACAACAACCAUUGGAGUCGUUGGCACAACUUCAUCUUCACAAACAACAACCAUUGGUGUUGUUGGCGUAACUACCUCAUCUUCGCAAACUACAACUAUCAAUAACCUUUUUGCAACAACUUCAUCAACACUAACAACCGAUACAUCAUCUACAACCACUAUAGGUGUUGUGGCCACCACUUCAUCUUCUUCAUCCAUAUCUUCAACAACCACUGUCGGUGUCGUAGCCACUACAUCCUCUUCAACCACUGAUACUCUUGCAACUACUUCUACUGAUACCCUUGCAACUGCUUCAACUUCUUCAACUACUACUAUUGGCGUUGUUGCUACAACCUCUUCUUCAACUACUCUCACUGAUACAACCGCCUCAACUGCUACAACUGCAUCCUCUCUUUCAUCCGCUUCAACUGCAUCCACUGCUUCAACUGCUACUGCCACAUCUAGCUCUGGUGCUGUUGAAUUCGAAGGCACUUGGUCCUCUAAGUCAAAUUCCGUUUUUACUGGUCCUGACUUUUACGAUCCCGUCGAUGAACUUCUUAUUGAACCUGCUCUUCCAGGAAUCAGUUACAGUUUUACUUCAGAUGGUUAUUUCGAGCAAGCUCUUUAUCGUGUCACAAGCAAUGCCAAAAAACAUGAUUGUCCUUCUGCAGUUUUGAUUUUCCAGCACGGUACCUGGGAAAUGCUCGACAACAAGACCCUGAUUCUUAACCCCUUUAAAGUCGACGGUCGCCAAUUGUACUCCGAUCCUUGCAACUCAACCACCUCUUCUUAUACCCGUUACAACCAAACAAUCACCUUCAUCAAGUGGGCUGUUUAUGUCGAUCCUUACCGCGGCCAGUACCGUCUCGAUCUUUACCAGUAUGACGGCUCUCCAUUGCCUCCCCUUUAUCUCGCCUACAAACCUCCACAAAUGCUCCCUACAAUUACCAUGAACCCUACCGCAGAAUCCACUGGUGAUUCCCAGGCUUCUGCAACUUCUAACACCGCCUCUGCUACUGCAACUAACUCGUCGCUCCGCAGAAGAAUAAGACGGUCUUUGGAAAAUAGAAAUAAAACUCCUGCUGUCAAGAAGCAAAAGACUAAUUACGAUAUGAUUUGGUGGACUGGUAUUGUUCUUAUGGGUGUUGGAACAACAGGAUUGUUUAUCUUUUAA
Messenger RNA from Magnusiomyces paraingens, 1353 nucleotides. RefSeq lists its product as uncharacterized. Gene Ontology annotation, cellular component: endoplasmic reticulum; endoplasmic reticulum membrane. Gene Ontology annotation, biological process: 'de novo' protein folding; budding cell apical bud growth. The coding region runs from base 1 to 1353 and encodes 450 amino acids. The record is from RefSeq and is a predicted model, not a curated record. The transcript is spliced from 3 exons. Lineage: Eukaryota; Fungi; Ascomycota; Dipodascomycetes; Dipodascales; Dipodascaceae.